Molecule: messenger RNA, 764 nt
Organism: Pistacia vera
Lineage: Eukaryota; Viridiplantae; Streptophyta; Magnoliopsida; Sapindales; Anacardiaceae
Product: ubiquitin carboxyl-terminal hydrolase 23
Exons: 4
Coding region: 132-764 (210 amino acids)
Biological process (GO): protein deubiquitination
Cellular component (GO): cytosol; nucleus
Molecular function (GO): cysteine-type endopeptidase activity; cysteine-type deubiquitinase activity
Source: RefSeq, a predicted model, not a curated record
AAAACAGCUCUGCUCUGCUUUUUACAACACCCACCUUAAUAAAAACCCUAAUUUCCAAUCCUCUUUACCCCGUUAUCAAUUCUAUUCAAUUUUAAUCCCAAAAGUCAAAUCUUUUCAUUCAUUUUCAAGUGAUGGAGAAUAUAAUUACUGAAGUUCAAGUGGCAGUGGCGGGCGGCUAUUCGGAUCCUGGAGGCGGAUCCUUUUCUGGGUUCCAAAGAAGGAUCGAGUUUCAUCCGGCUAGAAAAGUCUUUAGUGGGCUUAGUAAUGGUGGUGACCAUGGUGAUUUUAAAUUGGAGACGCUGAAUCCCAGUGGGUCGGAGCAGAAGAAAGCUGGGACAGGUCAAGGACAAGGUCCGAGUGGCGGGUCGGGGAAGAAAGUUGAUGGGUCGGAGUUUUGGGAUUGUGGGUUGGAUCCUGAGCUGAGUUUCGGGAUGACUUUUCGGAGAAUUGGUGCUGGUUUUGAAAAUCUUGGAAAUACUUGUUUUCUCAAUUCAGUGUUGCAGUGUCUGACAUAUACAGAGCCUUUAGCGGCAUACUUGCAGAGUGGCAAGCAUCGAAAUUCUUGUCGUAUUUCUGGGUUUUGUGCCUUGUGUGCCAUUCAGAAACAUGUUAGCCGUGCUCUGCAAGCGCCUGGGAGAAUACUAGCACCAAAGGAUCUUGUCUUAAACUUGCGAUGCAUAUCUCGAAACUUUAGAAGUUCAAGACAGGAGGAUGCGCAUGAAUGCAUGGUGAACUUGCUGGAAUCAAUGCAUAAGUGUUUAUGA